Molecule: messenger RNA, 1505 nt
Organism: Panthera uncia (snow leopard)
Lineage: Eukaryota; Metazoa; Chordata; Mammalia; Carnivora; Felidae
Gene: SNX6
Product: sorting nexin 6
Exons: 11
Coding region: 80-1009 (309 amino acids)
Cellular component (GO): endosome
Molecular function (GO): phosphatidylinositol binding; dynactin binding
Source: RefSeq, a predicted model, not a curated record
CCCCUCCCGCUGCUGCCGGCUCUCUCUCCGGCCCCGCGGUGCGGUGCGCGCCUGCGCUGGCCCUCGACUCGGAGCAGCCAUGAUGGAAGGCCUGGACGACGGCCCCGACUUCCUCUCGGAGGAGGACCGCGGACUUAAAGCAAUAAAUGUAGAUCUUCAAAGUGAUGCUGCUCUGCAAGUGGACAUUUCUGAUGCUCUGAGUGAGAGAGAUAAAGUAAAAUUCACUGUUCACACAAAGAGUUCGUUGCCAAAUUUUAAACAAAAUGAGUUUUCUGUUGUUCGACAACAUGAAGAAUUUAUCUGGCUUCAUGAUUCCUUCGUUGAAAAUGAAGACUAUGCAGGUUAUAUUAUCCCACCAGCACCACCAAGACCUGACUUUGAUGCUUCAAGGGAAAAACUACAGAAGCUUGGAGAAGGAGAAGGGUCCAUGACAAAGGAAGAAUUCACAAAGAUGAAACAGGAACUGGAAGCUGAAUAUUUGGCAAUAUUCAAGAAGACUGUUGCAAUGCAUGAAGUGUUCCUAUGUCGUGUGGCAGCACAUCCUAUUUUGAGAAAAGACUUAAAUUUCCAUGUCUUCUUGGAAUAUAAUCAAGAUCUGAGUGUGAGAGGAAAAAAUAAAAAAGAAAAACUUGAAGAUUUCUUUAAAAACAUGGUUAAAUCAGCAGAUGGAGUAAUUGUUUCAGGAGUAAAGGACGUAGAUGAUUUCUUUGAGCAUGAACGAACAUUUCUUUUAGAAUAUCAUAACCGAGUUAAGGAUGCAUCUGCUAAAUCUGAUAGGAUGACAAGAUCCCACAAAAGUGCUGCAGAUGAUUACAAUAGGAUUGGUUCUUCGCUAUAUGCUUUAGGAACUCAGGAUUCUACAGAUAUAUGCAAGUUUUUUCUCAAAGUUUCAGAACUAUUUGAUAAAACCAGAAAAAUAGAAGCACGAGUGUCUGCUGAUGAGGACCUCAAACUUUCUGACCUUUUAAAAUAUUACUUAAGGGAAUCUCAAGCUGCUAAGGUAACUUGACUGUUCACUGUUUUUUAAAAAGGACUGUUUUAUUAAAAGCCAUCUCUUUAGAAGUUAGAUUUAAGGUUAUUAAAAAUUAUUUGUUGAUUUUAAAUUAUAUUCUCAAGUGUUAAUUUUUUUCUCCUUUUAUAAAUUGUAGGUCAGGGAACCCCACAUAAAUGUUUCCUCUAUUGGGGUGCCUGACUGGCUCAGUUGGUAGAGCAUGCAACUCUAAAUGUUGGGGUCAUGACUUCAUGCCCCGUGUUGGGCCUAGUGCUUAUUUAAAAGAAUAAAAACUUGGGGCACUUGGGUGGCUCUGUCAGUUAUGCAUCCGGCUUUGGCUCAGGUCAUGAUCUUGUGGUUCAUGAGUUCGAGCCCCACAUUAGGCUCUGCGCUGACAGCUUGGAGCCUGGAACCUGCCUCGGAUUCUGUGUCUCCCUUUCUCUCUGUCCUUUCCCGGCUUGUGCACACAUGUGCUCUCUCACUCUGUCUCUCAAAAAAUAAACAUUUUUUUAAA